Molecule: messenger RNA, 4885 nt
Organism: Phoenix dactylifera (date palm)
Lineage: Eukaryota; Viridiplantae; Streptophyta; Magnoliopsida; Arecales; Arecaceae
Source: RefSeq, a predicted model, not a curated record
UUUACAAAACAACCAUAUAUAUUUGUAAAUUUUCAUGCGACUAAAAUGGUCGACGCUUUUUCUCACAAGUAUCCCGCAGGCCUUGGCAAUAGUUUAUCCGAACUUUCCCAAGCCCAUAUAUUCUCUUGCCAUCAUGAUCACUUCCUGAGGUGGAUCGUGGAUCAUGAAAGUCAGAGAGAUAUAAAAAUCUUGAUCGUUCGACGCAUUAAGCCCAUCACACCGUCGAGGGCCGGCGAGGCGAGCUUUCUUGAGGUGGAGGGUGCAAGGGGUCCACCUUGGGGGUGCCAACGUAGAGGAAGAUGGAGAUGGAGGAUUGGGGUCCUCAUAGUCGUAGAUCAAUUAGGGGUUGAGGACGCCAUUCGAUACUGUGGAUCACACCGUCGGGGUGGGCCACUACAUCCAAGUGGACCGCGGCAGUGAAGCCAACCUGCCUCUCGGCUGAGUUCGAGUGCUUCGCUGCCAGGGGCUUCGUUGCAGGGAUAGGCGAUGGAGCAGGAAGAGGGAUUGGGGACGAGGUUGAGAAGGGGAAAAGGUAGGCCCUCUCGCCGAGGAUCAUCUCCUCCUUUUAAUGCUUGGUCGGUCGCAUGUCGCAUCCAUCCUCCCCUCGUUUUGUUGUGCUCUUCGUCGCCUCCUUUUAAUGCUUGGUCGGUCGCAUGUCGCAUCCACCCUGCCCCCGUUUUGUUGUGCUCUUCGCUUGCCAAAAGCACAGCAGAGUUGGUGCAGUCCUAGGGCCCAGCCCGAUGGGGUUCGCCGGCCGCGCUCGAUCUCCUGUCUGCUUUUAUUUUCCCUCCGUGAAUAUCCCCCGGUCCCUCACCAUUUUUAGCCCAAAUAGUCAUUCAAAAUCUCCCGCUUGUUGUUUUCGCUCCUCUUCUCCUUCGCUAUAAUAAUACCAACCCUUUCGCCGUGGAUCCUGCACCGGCUGCCGACAUGGCGAAGCAGCACAAAGCCAAGAAGCCAGAGAAUCUAGGGAAGGGGAAGGUCACCCCCGUCCAGAUCGCCUUCAUCGUGGACCGCUACCUCGCCGACAACUACUACACCGACACCCUCUCCGCCUUCCGAGCCGAAGCCUCCGAUCUCUUCUCCAAAACCAAGAGUAAAGAGGUGCCGAAAGGGUUGCUGAGUUUGGGGGAGAUUCUGGACGAGUACAUAAGCUUGAAGGAGCAGAGGGUGAUGGUGGAUCAGGAGAAGCGGAGGGUGGAGAUGGCGUUGCAAGGCAUGCAAGACGUGAUGCGGACCUACCACUCUGCUGGGAAUCCCGCUCUCCCUCCUUCUCCCCCUCUCCUUCCUUCUCAGUUUAUGGCAACGCCAGUGGCGCCGGUUCUUCCGGCCUUAUACCCUACUAUGGUCAGAAACCCUGUCAUGAAUACUGCACAACAGCCCGUUGUGCUUCCGCAUAUAGAAACAGAACCUAACAAUAGUUCAACUCCAGUACAUAAUUCUUCAUCUGCUAACAAGAGGAAAGCUUCAGAGUCUGCUUCCAAGGUUCCUUCAGCUGCAAAGAGAAAGCGGACUGAACUACCAAUUAGGUCCUCCCUGGUAGAAGAUAAUGUGCUGAUCUCAGAUGCAACAUGCAGUCAUGAAACACAAAAAUCAGCUGUUCAGUCAACAUCCCAUCAUCUGAUGUUUAAAUCUCCAGUUCAAGGAUAUUCUGUUGAAAAGAGCUUAUUCAAUCAAUCGCCUGAUUCUCAAACUGAUUCUUCCCCUAAGACCCCUCCACAAGCACUUCCUUCUCAACCUGACAAAUUAGCCGCUCCACAAAAAAACCCAUCAUUUCAAAAGACUGAUGCGAUCAAAUCUCAGGAAAUAGCUUCAUCCAAAAUCUCCUUAGUUGCUUCUGAAACUAUCAUAGUCAGCCCUCUCAAGGGUACAGGUUAUUAUGCUGUUGAGAGGAGCUAUCAUAUGACUUCACCCUACAAAUCAAGCCCAAAGAAGCUGAGCAAAAGAGAGCAUGUAAAAGGGAAGCUGGAUUUUGAAGAGCCUGAUGUACCGGUACCAAUCAAUUCAGAAAAAACAGUUGCUGCCAACAGCUCUACCUCGUCAACAGAUGCAGAAUUGCCUGGAAGUUUUGACUUAGAUCUUCCAGAUUUUGAUAUCUUAGAUGGUGAUUUCUCCUUCUCUGAGCUUCUAGCCGACAUGGAUAUCGACUUUGAAAGGAUUCCAUCUUGCCAGCCACCCUCUGGGGAUUCAAUUCCAGGGCCAGGGAAUAAUUUAAGCAGUGAAUGCUUGGAAACAAAUCAGACAUUACCGGAUUCUAGUUUGUCAACAUUAAGUGUUCUUUCAGAGAAGGAAAUGAGCAUUCAAGGGUUGAUCAAGAAUCAAGAUUGCUGCUGCCCCAAGGUGGAAAAUCCUUUAUUGACAAAGAAGGAAAAAAAAGUCAUAAAUAAAGUAGAACAAUUUGGAAAUGUGUGCGCGUCCUUACUGCAAGUCAGUUGUACUUGUUUGAUGAGGUUUUGCAGGAAGUCGACUAUUGGUUUGUGGCUUAAGUUGGAGUCCUUGUAUAUGAUAAAAUCCCUUACCAACAAAUUGUAUUGAAGCAACAUUUGUUUACGCUGUGUAUUGUAGAAGGUAUAUCCAUUAAAUCUCAUCUUGUUGAGUCUAACUCCAUUAUUAUGGAUAUGAAGAAUAUCGAUGUCCAAAUUGAUGAUGAAGUUCGGGCUCUUUUGUUAUUGUGUUCUUUACCUCUUUCAUAUAACUCUUUCAUAUAAGUACUUUAGAGAUACCUUCCUCUAUGGGAGAGAUAUGAUUUCUAUAGAAGAUGUUAAAACAUUUUUGCUUUCUAAAGAAUUGUUUGAAAAGCACAUUAUUUAGGAAUGCAAGUGAAGGUUAGGCAGAAGGCUUGGCUGCUAGAGACAGGUCUAAUGAAAGGGGAUUGGAUAAUAGUAGAGGUAAGUCUACAUCCAAGUCUAUCAUUGUUGUCGCAAGCAAGAGCAUGUUAAGAUUGAUUGUCAUAGGUUGAAAAAUAAGCAAUUGAAGGAUCAGAAAAAGAAGGAAAAAUUCGUUAAAGCUAGUGCAGCAGAAGAUGAUUCUGGAGGUGUUGAAGAUGUUUUCUCAGUAACCAAUGGAAUUAGACCUAAGGAUGAAUGGAUUUUGGAUUCAGGUUGUUCCUACCAUAUAUGUUUUAAUAGGGAUUGGUCCUCCACAUAUGAAGUAGUUGAUGGUGGAGUUGAAUUAAUGGGCAACAAUACCCCAUGUAAAAUAAUUGGAAAAGGGAUAAUCCAAAUUAAAAUGCAUGAUGGUGUGGUGUAAAUCUUGAUUGAUGUUCAGCAUGUUCCAAAUUUGAAGAAAAAGCUCAAUCUCUUUAGGCAUCCUUGUUGCUUAUGGAUGCAAGUAUGCAGCUGAAUUUCGAGUUAUAAAAGUUAGUAAAGCUGCCCUUGUUGUAAUGAAAGGUAACUUGCAUGUACUUUAAGGUACUACUAUUAUAGGUGCAGCAGCUAUGUCUUUGUCAUUUAUGAUAUAUUCCGAUAUCACCAAAAUAUAGCAUAUGAGGUUGGGACAUGAGUGAAAGAUGGUUGGCUAUGUUGAGUAAAUGAGGUUUUCUUUGUGGCUAGAGUAUAGGAAUGAAAAGAGUGGUUUUCUUUGUCUAUUAGGCAAGCAGAAAAGAGUUAGUUUCAGUAUGUAGUUUUAUCUUAGAUUAUAUUCACUCAGACUUUUAGGGACCUUCAUGUGUUCGUUCUAAGGGUGGUGUUCGGAAUAUGGUUACAUUUAUUAAUGAUUAUUCUAGAAAAAUUUGGGUGUUUAUGUUAAAACACAAAGAUGAAAUCUUUAAGCACUUUAAUUAACAGAAGGCUAUGAUUGAGAAGUAGACUGGAAAGAAGAUCAAGAGGCUCAGAACUGAUAAUGGAUUGAAGUUUUGUUUUUAUGAGUUUGAUGGGUUCUGCAAAAAUGAGGGUGUUGGCAGGCAUGAGAUAGUUAGAUAUACGCUAAAGCAGGAUGGAGUGGUUAAGCAUAUGGACAGAAUCCUCUUGGAGAGAGCUCGUUGUAUGCUCUCAAAUGCUGGCUUGUCAAAGGAUUUUUAUGUAGAGGCGGUUUAGUUCCUUUGCAGCAUAGCUCUUCUUCUUAGCCUGGUUCAGAAUUGGUGCCUGGUAUUACUGAGGCGAAAGAAACAUCAUAGGAUGGGAAGUACAGUAUUGCUAAAGGCAGAUAGAGAAGAGAGAUUAGGCUACCUCAAAGUUGUUUCUUGUGUUUGAUUCUACUAAUUCGUUAGUUGCUAUUGCAAGAGGAGAACAAGCCUCUUCUAGUGGCCAAGUUCAAGCAUUGCUUGGACUUGAUUGAUGUAUGCAGCACUUGAGAUUUGUCUUUUGGGGCUUAUGUGGAGAAGGUAGAGAGAUGUUUUACUAUUUUGUGGUGUAGCUUGAUAAAAUUCAAAUCAAAGUGGAGAUUUGUUAAGGAUGCCUUGAAUUUCUUGUUCCAUCUUGCUCUAUGAUUUUGUUUGAGAAAUUUGUAGUAGCGUCGAUAACAAUCGUGUGAAGCAUGGCAUUGGCCAUGGCUCAUGCUAGUCGCACUUCCUGGCUGCAUGGGAUGUGGAGAUUGGAAAGCGCGUGAUGUGAGAACGGAGAACUUGAGCAAUUCUUUUGGUAUGUAUCUAUUUUUGUUUUGUUUGGAAAGUUUGAAAGUUGGGUGUACUAGGAUUAGGGUUUUAUUGAGAUGGCUUUAUUCUUAUCCAAUCCUUUUGAUAAUGGAAUCUCUUUUCCAUCCUCUCCUGCAGAUGUAGGCUUGUGGCCAGUCCACGUAAAUUUGUGCAUGUUGUAUUUUUUUUUAAUCUCUAUCUUCUCGAAUCUCUUUGUUCUUAUCUUUCAUCAAGAUCCAUCAUAACACUUUUCAUUUGCUUCUUAAGUAAAAUUUUGUUCUUCCAGUUCUUAUCUCUGAUCAGUACUGUAUUCAAUGU